Messenger RNA from Salvia miltiorrhiza (redroot sage), 713 nucleotides. RefSeq lists its product as uncharacterized. NCBI's taxonomy places the organism in Eukaryota, Viridiplantae, Streptophyta, Magnoliopsida, Lamiales, Lamiaceae. Bases 229 to 531 code for a protein of 100 amino acids. The record is from RefSeq and is a predicted model, not a curated record. The transcript has a single exon.
UAAAAACAGAGAGAGGGAAUUAUUUUUAAAAAUACUCCGUAUUACUUUUUCCGUUUGGUUUCGGAAAUGAAAAAAAAAAAGGGAAAAUCUAUUUAGUGAUACGUCUAGAGGCAUCCAUGUCGAAUGUAACUAGAACACUCCACCACUGCUUUUCUGAUCCACCAUAAAGAAAUUGAAAAACAAAAAAACAGCAAUUCGAUCACGAAAAUCGUUGUAAGACAAAGAAAAAUGUUUUUCUUUUUCGUGGGAGAGUUGGGGCAGCAGGCGAAGCAGGUACUGAAGAGCGGCGUCGGUCGCUGCAUAUCGUGCGGAUCGCCGGCGGAUCUCGUGGAGUACGAGAAAGUGCUGAAGGCCUUCUUCGUGCCGGUGUGGCGCUGGCCGGGGAAGGAGCCGCUCAUGCACUGCAAGGACUGCAACCUCUUCUUCCCCCCGGAGAAGGAAGCCGUGGAGGCGGCUCUGAGGUGCCAUUUCUGCUCUCGUCACGUCGAUGCCUCGUUCAGGUUCUGCCCCUACUGUGGCUCGGGGCUUUAGAGGGAAUUAUGGUUCUUAUUAGCUCAAUAAUUUUGUAUAGAUUGUGAAAUUAGGGUUUUAUCAGCUCAGUAGUUUGUACGAGGAGUCCUAUGCUUUUGCAGUGAAGAGUCAAAUUGAGGAGAUAUUGAUUUGUAUUUGUUCUUUCCUUGAUUUUGUUUUGUUUAUAUUUUAGUUCAUUCAAA